This is a messenger RNA of Chanos chanos (milkfish), 759 nucleotides long. It is a transcript of the gene rbm24b, whose product is annotated as RNA binding motif protein 24b. Gene Ontology annotation, biological process: regulation of alternative mRNA splicing, via spliceosome; mRNA stabilization; positive regulation of myotube differentiation. The transcript is spliced from 5 exons. Gene Ontology annotation, molecular function: mRNA 3'-UTR binding. The coding region runs from base 1 to 759 and encodes 252 amino acids. NCBI's taxonomy places the organism in Eukaryota, Metazoa, Chordata, Actinopteri, Gonorynchiformes, Chanidae. The record is from RefSeq and is a predicted model, not a curated record. Gene Ontology annotation, cellular component: cytosol; nucleus.
AUGCAUACGACACAAAAGGACACAACCUAUACCAAGAUCUUCGUUGGAGGUCUCCCUUACCACACUACGGAUUCGAGUCUUAGGAAAUAUUUUGAAGUAUUUGGGGAAAUCGAAGAGGCUGUUGUUAUAACAGACAGGCAAACGGGAAAAUCUAGAGGCUAUGGAUUUGUGACUAUGGCAGAUCGGGCAGCAGCAGAGAGAGCCUGUAAGGACCCUAACCCUAUCAUAGAUGGCAGGAAAGCCAAUGUGAAUCUAGCUUACCUUGGAGCUAAACCGAGGGUGAUGCAGCCUGGGUUUUCAUUUGGAGUUCCUCAGAUUCACCCUGCAUUUAUCCAAAGGCAUUAUGGAGAUAGUGACGAUGAACAUGCCUCCUUACAGUACCCCUCCCCUUUCCGCCAGGUCAUGAGGAUCCCGGCGCAUUACGUGUACCCUCAGGCCUUCGUCCAGCCCAGCGUCGUCAUCCCCCACAUCCAGCCCUCUGCCGCCACCGCGGCUGCCGCCACCUCUCCCUAUCUGGACUACACGGGCACCGCCUACGCCCAGUAUUCGGCCGCGGCCGCCACCGCCGCGGCCGCCGCCGCUUACGAGCAGUACCCCUACGCCGCCUCGCCCGCGGCCGGCGGCUACAUGGCCACCGCCGGGUACGGUUACGCCGUCCAGCAGCCCUUGGCGUCGCCUGCUCCGGGGGCCACCGCCGCCACGGCCGCUGCCUUCAGUCAGUACCAACCUCAGCAGCUCCAAACUGACCGCAUGCAGUAG